GGUGGCUAGCCGAUCUGGCAACCCCACCAUGAGUUUAUAGUCAGCUGUGUUAUUGACGUAACUUUUACUUUUCCUUUGGAUUGUGUUUUAAACUAAAUUGAUAUUGAAAUGGUUCGUCCAACGCUCGUCAGCCUGGCCAAGCGAGUGCCCCUAAUCCACUUCCGCAAAGGGGGAGCGGGAGCUCCGGGCGCGCAGACCGCAAAUCAGCAGGCAAGUUCCCAGCCACCAGGAGGCAAAAAGUUGGCCGGAGGACCUGCAAUCGAGGAUUACGAGCUGCCGGCACGAUUUGCCCGCAAACCAAUCGAUCCGGAGGAAGCGGCGUACAUCAACAAUGGAGGAAUACCAAAUUAAAGGAAUCCAUACUGUGUGCUGCUUCACCGAAUAUCACACAUGUUUAGCGUAAAUUAUUCAAGAAAGAAUUAAAUGGCCGACGCCAGAAUUUUAUUGUUUAAAUAAACAUCAUGUGUCCCCCGG
Messenger RNA from Drosophila gunungcola (fruit fly), 474 nucleotides. RefSeq lists its product as uncharacterized. The record is from RefSeq and is a predicted model, not a curated record. Gene Ontology annotation, biological process: 2-oxoglutarate metabolic process. The transcript is spliced from 2 exons. The coding region runs from base 109 to 351 and encodes 80 amino acids. NCBI's taxonomy places the organism in Eukaryota, Metazoa, Arthropoda, Insecta, Diptera, Drosophilidae.